AUGGACCAGACUAUUCGCGAGUUAUUUAGUGGACAAAACGUACAAGAAAAUCAAAAGAAAGUGAUGGCUUUUACUUCGACGCAAGAGGGAUUUUUGUGGGCGAUGAAAAACACAACAAAUCCAGAAAAAGUCUAUUCGUGGUUCAGUCUUUCCGUCUUGACGUUUUGGAUCUGCCACCACCCACAAAACAUCCCAUUGGUACAACUCCAAAGCCUCUUGUUGGACUCCCUCCAAUUUCACAUCAAAUCAAAUAACAAAGAAGCUUCAAAUAAACUUGCCGUACUGUUCUGUGCGGUCACGCGGUGGACGUUCAACGGACAAACUCUCUGCGGCGAGAUAGCGAACUUCGCGAAGAAUGAGGAGACCGUACAAAUGGCGCUUCUGCUCUUUUCAACGUUUGCGGAAGAGUAUCGAAAUGUCGACAAGAAGUACCACGUCCCCUCUCAAAGGAUCCAGUGGAUUAAAUCCACUUUUCAAACAGAGUCUGCCGAUAUCGUUAAAUUGUUAGUGAUCAUUACACAGCGUGGAAAGGUCGAGGCGUUAUCGGCAAUGAGCAAAUACAUCGGGUGGGUUGAUACUAAAGCUUUAAUAGAAGCAGGCGUCUUCGCAACACUAACACAGACCGUAUUAGUACAACAAAUGGUCAAACCAUCACUGGAAUGCCUUGUAGAGUAUCUCCAAUCGAAUAAAACACCCCUCGACCCACACUUCCAUAUCUCGAUUGUUAGCCUUACACUGAAAUUACUGACUAUACCGGAUAUUCCACCACAACAAAUACUUUACUUGUUAAUUCGAACGUUUGAAAUCUGCGUGCCACGAAUACCUUUUGACGACACAUUUUUACAAAUACCAAGAAGCUUAAACGCAUUUCUGCAAACGCACAAGAACGACUUCACUGUUGUGUCGACGUGUUUUGAUGUGUGGGCAGCGUUCUUUGAUCUUCCGAUUUGUGGCUCGUUGUGUAUCUCUGAUGAGUUUGGACCAAUUGCGGAAGACACGUGUCGGAUUAUUCUACCACUGUUGUUCUCUGCGAGUUAUAGCGGAAUCACUUUACUCGACACUUCAAAGGUGGGCGACGAACAAAGCGAAUUUGAGAUCUUCAUAUUCAACGCGUACCAAGUCUUGAUGUCAUUAGUCGAUUUCCAAGGCCAUGUUGUGUUGCCUCUUAUUAUCGAAAUUACAAACCAAACCUUUUUACGUCUGAACGAGAAGCGCGGGGUCUUCACGGACGGUGACAUUUGCGACAUCUCGACGGCUUCGAAACUGUUUUUGGAAACCUCAUCGAAUCUUUUGGUGCACGUCGACAAUUUGGAAACACUGCAAAAGAUGUACACCCCACUCAUCACGCUGUUGUGCGCGUUACCUAAUGUACAUAAUGAAGACGCGAAAAUCGCAGCAACAAAUUUAAAGUCUGCGAUUCAGACGAUGUACGGUACUUUACACGAGUUGUGCAGUACCCCAACUUUACUCUUCGUCGAGCAAUUGCUCACUUUGUUUAUUCAGACCGUCACUCAAUGCAAGGAGGAUAAAGUCUGUGAGCAAGUAGUCGACCUCUAUUUUGAGCUGGUACUCGCCUGCCGCCCCGAAGUCUUCAACUUGAAUAUAGUCAACGAGAUGAUGAAGGACUCGGUCACUUUUGUGCGACGAUUUUGUAGUCCUGCGAGGAAGUACGUUGCAAUUGGUGUUUCUGAAAUAUAUGUGUUUCCAAACACGAACUCCAACUUCACGAAAAAGGACUUGGAGGAGCGAUUUGGCGUGUUUCAGAAUUUCGUGAGUGAAAUAGUGGUGAAGCCGAUCAUCGAAAUGUGUCAAACAAAUCAGUUUGGGGAGUACCCGGACGUGUGUAAAAUACUGAAGGGGAUUGUCAAAGGCAAAGAGACUCUCAAUGGGGUGAACAAGCAACUCAUUGUUGGGACUUUGGGGAGACUCAUUUCUGAAAUAUUCCCACAAGCACUCCGAGUUAUGGACGCGCAUAAUAUUCGAGUUACUCUGGUGACUAUUAGAGAAAUAAUUCAGUACAUGAGCAGUGCGUUGGACGAGCGAGGGAUAGUCGAAGUCUUAACAAUAAUGAUGGAAAGCUUUAAAGGGAAAAUCCGAAGCUUUGUAGAGAGUGGUGAAAAGGAAAUCAACAAGACGAUGUGUCUUGUGAUCUUAAUAGGUGAGAUUUAUGUCAAAGAGUGGAGUCAUAAGACGAAAGGGAAGAGUGAGGUGUACACUCAAACGGUGAUGCGUUUGAUGAAUUUUGUUGUUGACGAAGUUUUGACGACUUUAGACGAUAAAAGUAUUGGGAAUGAACUCUACAGAGACAGCGUGUCAUUGUUCUUUAAUAUCUCCGAAGCUGUAUUCAACGAAGUUGGGAACAAAGUUGAAUUCUAUGUGAUGGUUGUACAACUAGUGAUUAAGUUAAUAGGGAUGAGCGAUAUAGAAUUGGCUAAAGAAGUCAUUGAAAAGAUCCAAUUACUUGGAACUACUAAAAAGUUCUUUGUACAGCCCAUAUUCAAAGAAAUGAAGGUCCAAUUUGUUGUGGAAUUACUUGGGAUUGCUGUUGUCACACCACAUUCAAUAGACGAUAUUGUUGGAUUGUUGUAUUAUGUCAUGGAUAGUGAUGUGCCUUCUUUGCUGGUGUCGUUCUAUAACGUACUUGAUUUGUUCUUUAACAAGUACCCGAACAUUAGCGUUGAAAAUAAAAACGAAGUGAAAAGUUUGUUUGUGAACGCACAGGAUAUGCCGACGUUCACGUUUGCUAUGUCUCAGUUUGUUAACGAUAUGCAUUGUUAUUUACCAUAA
Messenger RNA from Entamoeba invadens IP1, 2787 nucleotides. RefSeq lists its product as hypothetical. The coding region runs from base 1 to 2787 and encodes 928 amino acids. The transcript has 2 exons. The record is from RefSeq and is a predicted model, not a curated record. NCBI's taxonomy places the organism in Eukaryota, Evosea, Mastigamoebida, Endamoebidae. Gene Ontology annotation, biological process: protein export from nucleus. Gene Ontology annotation, molecular function: nuclear export signal receptor activity.